Molecule: messenger RNA, 1838 nt
Organism: Neomonachus schauinslandi (Hawaiian monk seal)
Lineage: Eukaryota; Metazoa; Chordata; Mammalia; Carnivora; Phocidae
Gene: FAM53A
Product: family with sequence similarity 53 member A
Biological process (GO): protein import into nucleus
Cellular component (GO): nucleus
Source: RefSeq, a predicted model, not a curated record
UCUGAAGAGUCCUUGGAAAUGGAUCACUCAUCUGUAAAGCGGAGAUCCACCUUGAGGGUCAGCUCUGACCCAGCAGCGGCCCAGGCCUCCUGAAGCCUGCUGCUCUGAACCCCAGUGCCCAUCGGUACAGACUGAGAAGCUGCAGAACCGGAGCCCACACGAAGGUGUUCAUUAGACAGACUACCCUGGCAAGACACAUCCUACCUGUGAUUCUUCCCAUUGUGACACAAAUAGAUUUACUUUGUGUGCAUUUACAACGUAAUGUUUGGAAGAGAAUUUCCUCGUUACCAGUAGGCAUUCUGCCGACUUCCUGACCAUGGUCACACUCAUCACUGAGAAGCUGCAGAACCAGAGCCUGGAUGACCUUGCCCGCAAGAGCUACGAUGCUGGCCCCUUGCAGCGUUCUGCUGGGACACUGAGCAACAGGGGUCAUUUGUUCCCUUUUGAGAGCAACGACAGGCGCCCCUGGAAGGUCUUAAGUGGAGGAUGGCCCGUCGGGAGUCAGACGGCCACGGGCCCACGCGGCCCAGACACAGGCCUGGGUGCCGUGAGCGCCACAGACCUCAGGGAGAGCGCAGGGCCCCCCUUGGCACCACCCACCAAGCGCCACUGCCGCUCCCUGUCGGAGCCGGAUGAGCUGGCACGCUGCCGCUCCGCCUGGCGUCCCGGUGGCUCCAAGGUCUGGACGCCGGUACCCAAGAGGCGGUCAAGUGGCGGGUGCGCCAGCCUGCGGGAAGGCCCGGCGGCCAGCUUGCCCGGGAGUGCCACGCUGCUGGGCUGCGCCCCCCCGGUGGCCGGCCCCACCUCGCCCCCCGCGCCCCGGCCGCCUUCAGCCGGCGGCGGCUGCCCGGACGGCCGUGAGGGCGGCUCGGGCCCACCCUGGCGACCCGCAGGGCCCUGCACUCUGUCCUGCAGGCGCCGCCUGUCCCUGUCGCAGGAGCACCUGGUGCAAGUGGGCACAGCCCCGCCCUCCACCGGCAGCAGCGCCUCGUCCACGCCCGAGCUGGGCCGGCGGCUGGGCCUGCUCCGGUGCCGCUCACAGCCGUGUGCUGGUCGGAAGUGUCGGCGCAAGCGCAGGCGUGAGGAGAGCGCCCACUGGCCGCGCCCGUCCUUGGACUUUCUGAAAAUGAAACGGACUUUAAAAAAUUCAAAAAGCCUUUGUUCCCUUGAUUAUGAAGACGAAGAGGAGGAUGACACCCAAGUGAAGCUGGCCCCGUAUGCCCCACACGGCCCCACGGGCACCAUCACGCCCGGCUCCAGCCCGCUGAGCGUGUGCCCCAGCCCCUGCCGCACUGGCCCCGGCCCGUGGGCCUCCUGGGAGCCCAUGGCCGCUGAGGGUGAGGGCGGGAGUGGCGGCGACCCCAGUGACUUGGAGAGCGCUGGGGAGGAGGGGGCCUUCCCUCCCGGCCGCGGCGAGCUGGACCUGGGGCAGAUCGAGAGCAACUGACCCCCGGCAGGGGGUCGGGGGCCCGGGGCCACCGCCCCCAGUUUCUUCCCGGCGCAUGGACAGGAGCUGGGCUACGCAGAACUUUGAACAUCAGGUAUAAUUUUGAUCCAAUCUUUCCUAAAGAAGUGUUUUGGAUUUUUGUGGCUUUUACAGUUCUGGAGAAAGCUGCUGUAUUUUGAACGAAUUUUUGGAAGGGCGUUCUACGGAACGGGAGCCUGCGGGCCAAUCCCACCACAGGUGUGUGUUCCUUUUCUGAAACCCCUGCCGUGCAGGGCGCGGGGGUCCGUGAGUGCUGAGCAGCCGGCCUGCCGCUGCCCGUCUCCUUUGGAGCGCCAGGCGGUGGGUACCUGUGCUCAGGAGCUCUGGGUUGGUGGUCCUGGCGGCACCUGGU